CAAAUCAGAAAGCAGUUGCACCACGGAGAUACAUAUACACAUAACAACAUAACUCCAACUAACAACUAAAUAUUUACACACAUGCCCCUAGUGUAGGUGUAAAUCAUUAAAUGUCACAGAACUCACUAAUGGUAAAACAGCAGUUUUUCUGCAACACAGCCUCAUUUUUUUAUUAAUUGCUGCCAUUUCACAACACAGUAAUUCAGUAGAGACCUGAUUAAUUGAUUUGAUAUUUCAAUAUCUAUUCAGCUUGCCACAAUCUGUUACGACUCCAAAUGGUACAGUGCAGUUCAUCUGAUCAGCUGAGAUGAGCAGCUCCACCCUCUGCAGCAGGAACCGGCUGCUCCGAUAACGUCGGUGCAACUUUCAAAAUAGAUGUUAUUUGGAUAAACUGACCACAUAUUAGGAGUUACAGUGACUCGCUAUCGCCCCUCAGUACAAAGUGGUAUUACGAGACAGUACGGGCCGGAUGGGGCCAGGGCUAGCUGGAAGAGAGAAACUCAUGAGGCAUUCCAGCAUGAAGGGGAGAACAGGUCUGCUCUUCAGCCUCAUCAUAGCAGCGUAUUUCUGUGGCAUUGCUGCUCAGACAACUGAGUGUGAAAAUGCCAACAUGGCUGACAUCGUCUUCCUGGUCGAUGGCUCCUCCAGCAUAUCCCCCGCAGACUUUCGGAAGAUCCAGAAUUUCCUACACAACAUCGUCAGGACCCUCAACAUCGGCGACAACAAAGUUCGAGUCGGCUUGGCGCAGUAUAGUGAUGAUCCUUUCCAGGAGUUCCUGCUGAAGGAUCACAAGGACAAGAGGUCCCUGCUGGCUGCACUGGACAGAUUAUCUCACCGACGAGGAGGCACGAAAACAGGCAAGGCCAUCGAAUUCCUCCAGGAGCAGUACUUCAACAACGUUACUGGCAGCCGAGCCAAUGAACGGGUGCCUCAGAUCGCUGUGGUCAUCACAGAUGGGGAAUCCACGGAUGAUGUGAAAGUGCCCGCCCAGAACCUGAGGAAGCACGGAGUCAUUGUGUUUGGUAUCGGGGUGGGACAAACAAACCGCAAACAGCUAGAGUCCAUCGUUAACUGGCCCCCAAGUCGCUUCCUCCUCACCAUCGAUAGCUAUGAGGCUCUGCAGAGGGAGAUGGGGCGUCUGCUGCAAACUGUUUGUGUCACCAUGGAGGAACAGAGGCAAGCUUUGGCGGAAAGGUUUGCAGAUAUUUUCUUCUUGGUGGACAGUGGCAUAGCUCAAGGACAAUUCUCCCAGUUCAAGACAGAACUUAACAAAUUGAUCAAUCAACUUAACGUUAGAGCCUCCACCUACCGUAUCGGGUUGGCCCAGUACGGUCAAGAUACCAAAGUUGAAUUCCUUCUCAAUGCUUUUCAAACCAAACAGGAGACCCUGGCUGGUGUCAAGCGUUUCCGACUGCACCCUCCACAACCCAACGAACCGCGUUACCUGGGCAAUGCUUUAAAAUACGCCAGAACUAACUUUUUCACCAGUGAGGCGGGGGGCCGUGCUGAGAAAGGCUUCCGACAGUUCCUGGUCGUCGUGAGUGGAAAAGCCUCACGUGAUCGUGUGUCUACAGUGGCUCGUGAGAUCAAAUUAGCAGGGGUUACUGUUAUUGGGAUGAGUGCCGGUGCACCAAUGAAUGAAAUACGCUUGUUGAGUGAUCAGUAUGCGUUUGAUUCUGUCAGAGUAACUCUUCUGAAGGAUCUCUUCAUGACUGAGAAACAGGAGGUCAUUACUAAAGAUUGCAAAAUAGGCAACGCAGCAGAUAUUGUGUUCAUUGUUGAUGAGUCGACAAGAAUCGGAGAAGCCAACUUCCAGCUUGUACGCAAUUUCCUACACUCGAUUGUAAGCAGCCUGGAUAUCGGUAAGAAGAAAGUCCAAGUAGGCAUCGUUACAUACAACGAAAUCUCCACAGCACAGGCCUACCUCAACACUCUCAAUGACAAGACCGAAAUCCUACAGUUCAUCAAGCUGCUGCCUUAUAAUGGUGGUGGAACGAACACUGGAAAGGCCCUAAACUUCACCCGGGAUGAAAUCUUCACUGAGCGAAAAGGCAGCAGGAAGGGCGUCCAGCAGGUGGCGGUGGUGAUCACAGACGGUGAAUCCCAGGACGAUGUGGGCAAUGCCGCAAUCAUUCUCCGUCGGACUGGGGUCACAGUUUUCGCUGUAGGAAUUGGAGAUGCCAAAGAGAAGGAACUGAACGAGAUGGCUACUCACCCCUCUCACGAGCAUGUUUUUUAUGUGAACAGUUUCACCCAUCUGAAACCCCUGAAGGAGAGACUGCAGGGAAUCCUGUGCAAAAAGAUCAUUGACAAAGAGUUCACAGACAAGAAAAGAAAAGAAAACAUCAAAAAAGCUUGUGUACAAAAGGAUAAAGCGGACUUCUACUUCCUGAUAGACAACUCAGAAAGCAUUAGUGAACCCGACUUCAAUGAUACAAAGAACUUCAUCAUUGAGUUUCUGCAUACCUUAAAUGUGGGGCCACAAAAUAACCGUGUGGGGCUUGUGAAUUUUCCAAAUUUGGAAUUUGACCUGACAAAGCACGCAGAUGCAGAUGCACUGGAGAAAGCUGUGAAGGAUAUUAUUCAUGUAGGAGGUGGGACAAAUACAGGGAGAGCACUGUCUUCAAUGGGUGAGCACUUUAAGAGACACACUCGUGGUCAAGUCCCAAAGUACCUGAUUGUCAUCACUGAUGGAAAAUCCCAGGAUAGAGUCGAGGAUCCUGCAAAAAAACUGAGGGAGCAGGGCAUCAUCAUCUACGCCAUCGGGGUGAAAAAGUCAAACAAAACUGAGCUGGAUGAGAUUUCCGGUGACCCUAAGAGGACUUUCAAUGUCACCACUUUUGAUGCCCUGAAGACGCUCACAGAUGACAUUAUCACAGACAUCUGUUCUCCAGAAUUUUGCAAAGUCGCAUCAGGUGAUGUCAUUUUCUUAACUGACAGCUCUGAGAGUAUCUCUGAGGGAGACUUCAAGAGAAUGAAAGACUUCAUGAAAUCUGUCAUCAACAAGAUUGCGAUCGGGGAGGAUGCGGUGCAUGUUGGCCUCAUGCAGUUCAGCACCGAUUACCAAAAAGAGUUCUCCCUCAGCGAAUACUACGACAAAGAUCAAAUGUUUAAAGCCAUCAAUGACAUGCAGCAGAUGAAAGAAGGCACGCACACGGGUAAAGCCAUCACAGCGGUGUCGCAGUAUUUCGAUAAAUCGGAGGGAGGACGUCCUGAGCUGAAGCAGAGGCUGGUGGUGAUAACAGAUGGCAAAUCCAACGACAACGUCACAGAAAGCGCUAAGGAUCUGAUGGACAAGGGAGUGAUUAUCUACGCCAUCGGAGUGAUGGACGCCAACACCACCGAGCUGCGGGAGAUCAGCCACUCAGAAGACAGGGUUUAUUAUGGGAGGGACUUUGACGCGCUGAAGGACUGGGAGAGCCAGGUGGCUUUGGAGAUCUGUGAGACCGUUCCUCCUUUGGCAGUUUGCAAGGCUGACGUGGUUUUCCUACUUGAUAAGUCCAGCAGCAUCAACCCUGAAGAACACAAGGUCAUGUUGAACUUCACGGCAGGACUUGUGGAAAGCUUCAACAUAAGCAAAGAGUUUGUUCAAGUUGGAGCUGCACAAUUCAGUGAUGAUCCUAAGCAUGAGUUUUACCUCAACAAGUACUACAAGAAGGAAACUGUGAUCAAAGAAAUCCUCAAACUAAAGCACACUGGUGUAAACACCUGCCUUGGAAAGGCCUUGGGCUACAUGAAGAAUUACUUCACACCGGAACAUGGUAGCCGUAAGUCUGCUAAUAUCUCCCAGAUACUGGUGGUGUUCUCAGACGGAGAUGCUCAUGAUGAAGUGGAGGACAAAGCCAACAAUCUCAGGAAUAUGGGGGUUGAGAUUUUUGUCAUCGGUGUUGGAGAUGUCCACCUCCUGCAGCUCUUGCAGAUCACUGGAAGCCCUGUGAGAGUGUUCAAUGUGCAUCAGUUUGACAAGUUGGACAACAUCAAGAAAGACCUGGCCUCCGCCAUCUGUAAAUGUGAACAACAACAAAAAGAUGAACCACCUCAACCUACAGGUGAACCUACAUCUGAACCUAGACCUGAACCUACACCUGAACCUAGACCUGAACCUACACCUGAACCUAGACCUGAACCUACACCUGAACCCAGACCUGAACCUACACCUGAACCUAGACCUGAACCACCUGGUCCUGUAGUACACAGAAACUGCAGCAUCGAUAUCGCCAUCGGAUUUGAUAUUUCACAAAGAGCCAGAGUUCCUUGGAAGACGCUCCAUGACAACCUGCUGGCUAUUGUCAAAUACAUUUCCUCUGUGGACGGCCUGUGCUGUGUCAAGACAAAAGUCAUACCCAACAUUGCCUUCCGACUGGUAGACCGUGAUGGAAAAUCCCUGUACGACACAAACUUUGAGGUGUACAGUGAGGACGUGUUACAGAAAGUCAUGAAGAUAUCUAAACCUACUUACUUCAACACCGCCCUGCUGAACUCCUUCAAAAAGAUGUUUAAGGACAAAUCCAAAGCUCAUGUGAAGGUGCUGGUGAUCUUCUCAGACGGACUCGAUGAAGACGUGAGGAGUUUGAAGCUUCAGUCAGAACUACUGAGAAAGUCAAAAGUCAGCGCUCUGCUGACUGUGGCUCUGGAGGGAGCUCAUAACCCUGCCCAGCUGCAGACGGUUGAGUUUGGCCGAGGUUUCGACUACAACAAUCGUCUCAGCAUCACCAUGCCCAGCAUCGCCAGCACCAUCCUCACACAAAUUGUUACAGUGUCAGAAAGGGAGUGUUGCAACGUCAUGUGCAGAUGCCCGGGACACCCAGGCAUCCGUGGCUCUCAUGGCCACCCAGGGUUAAAGGGUUUGCCUGGUAGGAGGGGUAACAUUGGCUUCCUGGGAGAGGAGGGGCACGCCGGCGACCGAGGACCUCCUGGACCAGUUGGACCUCCGGGCAUCCAGGGCUGUCCUGGAACCAGAGGACAGAAGGGCAAUCCAGGAUUCUCUGGCGACAGGGGUGAGAACGGAGAAGAUGGACUGGAUGGAAUCAAUGGAGAACAGGGAGUGACAGGACUGAAUGGAAGUCGAGGAGAGCGAGGACAUCCAGGAGAGCCAGGUAUCCCAGGUGGAAGAGGAGAGGAGGGUCUGAAAGGAGAGCAAGGACUGAGAGGAAAUCCGGGAGAACCGGGCAUAACUAACAUCCAACAAGGAACCAAAGGAGAACCCGGGAACCCAGGAUUACCAGGAUCACCUGGUCUGGACGGGAGAAAAGGAGACGCCGGGGUCGAUGGAAACCCGGGUCCAGAUGGAAGAAGAGGUCCGUAUGGUGAGAAGGGUGCCCCUGGAGGACCGGGAGCUCCAGGACUCCAGGGCAGCCCAGGUACUCCUGGUCCACAGGGACGCAGUGGAGGAAACGGUGAACGUGGACCCAAAGGGAUCUCUGGCUUUCCUGGACCUCGGGGUGAAAAUGGAAAACCUGGAGGACAAGGACAAUUUGGACAUCGGGGUGCUAAUGGACAGAAGGGCCAACCAGGAGAUCCAGGUGUAAAAGGUGGUCCAGGUUCACAGGGACACAGAGGAAUGCCGGGUCAGGAUGGUGCAGAUGGUCAUGGAUUUGCAGGACCCAAAGGUUCCAAGGGAGAUCCUGGUUUUCCUGGUUACCCUGGUUCACAGGGUGAGGAGGGCCAGAAGGGAACCAAAGGAUAUCCGGGACGUGAUGGGAACCAAGGUCGAAGGGGAAACUCAGGCAGACCGGGAGAAUCAGGCACAAUUGGAGACCCGGGACAUCCAGGACACAGAGGUCGCAGAGGUCCUCCUGGAGUCAAAGGCAUGACUGAAUGUGAGCUGAUCACCUACAUCAGAGACAACUGUGCAUGCUGCCACGGUCAGUCAAAGUGUCCGGCCUACCCCACUGAGCUGGUGUUCGGCCUGGACAUGUCGAAGGACGUGGCCUUCGAGAGGCAGCGCACUGCCCUUCUUUCUCUGCUGGAGGACAUCUCCAUUGCUGAGAGCAACUGUCCGACGGGCGCCCGCGUGGCUGUGGUGGGAUACAAUGACCAAACCAAGUACCUGAUCCGUUUCCAGGACUACCGCCACAAGACUCAGCUGAAUGACUCUGUGAGAAACAUCACCCCGGAGCUCACAUCCGACCGGCACUUGGGAGCCGCCAUGCGCUUUGUAGGUCAGAACGUCUUCAAACGCUCCCGUGCAGGAGCUCUGAUGAGGAAGGUGGCAGUGUUUUUCUCCAACGGAGAGACGCAGAAUAUCAACGACAUCAUUUCCGCCGUAAUGGAGUACCGGGCCCUAAACAUCAUCCCUGUAGUCAUCUCACUGAGCGGCGAUCCUGAUGUUAGGAAAGCGAUGGAGGUUGACGACACAGGACACUCCAUCUUCAUAGAGUUGGGGAGGCCGCAGGACCAGGCUGCCAAUCUGAGAAAAGUCAAGAACUGUGCGAUCUGUUUCGACCCCUGCAGACGUACAGAGGAGUGUGCCUCCAUCCAGGAACCAGUGCGGCCUCAGGAGGUGGAUGUGGACCUGGUGAUGGUGGCGGACAGCUCCAGGCAGAUGCAGGCUGACGAAUACACUGGCAUGCAGCAGCUGUUGGGCUCUGUGGUGGAGCAGCUGGUUGUGAGUCCGCAACCCCAACGGGCCAGGAACCAGGCCCGAGUAGCUGUAGUCCAGCAGAGCGGCACUAAGGCUAAGGUGGAGUUUGGCCUGCAGGAGUACCAGAACCACCAGCUGAUGAAGAUACACCUGGUCCAGAAAAUGCAACAGCAGGGCGGCUCCUCGGUGCUGGGACAGACGCUGGAGUUCUCCCUGAAGGAGGUGCUGCUGAAGGCCAGACAGCCUCGCAGGAGGAGGGUACUGCUGACCGUGGUGGGCACCCAGACAGCUUACAAGGAUCAGGCAAAGCUGCACUACAUCUCCCAGAAGGCCAAGUGUGAGGGGGUGGCCAUGUUUGUGGUGGCGGUGGGUGGGCGCUACAACCAGACGCAGGUGGAGAAUCUGGCCAGUUUCCCUGUACAGCAGCACCUGCUCCACAUUGGGCGGCUGAAGGCUGACGAGCAGGGCUACACCCAGCGCUUCUUCAGAGUCUUCCUCUCCGCCCUCAACAAGGGAAUUAACUCGUAUCCUACUCCUUCUUUAAAACGGACCUGCAACCAGCUGCCAGACCUGACAGACGAAGACCAACUUUUCCAUAACGGUGACGGGUUGGCAGAGCUGAUGGAUGAGGAUGUGGAGGAGAGGUUUAAGGAGGAGAUGGGAGUAAUGACUUGGACCAGACAGCUGGAUGUCAUUGACACAUCAACCGGAGAAUCUGGAGUUAACCUCAACGAAACCUGUUUUCUCAAACAUGACGUCGGCGGCUGCCAGAACUACACCUUAAUGUGGUUCUUCGACAGCAAACGUGGGGAAUGCUCCCCCUUCUGGUACGGCGGCUGCAGCGGCAACAGCAACCGCUUUGAGACACAGAAGGCUUGUGAGAAGCUUUGUCUGACGAAGAGUCGAUGAGGAGGAUGUUGGACGAAGAAGAUGAGAAAAUCUUGAGAAAAAAAAAAACACAUUUUCAAGGAAAUAACCAAGGAGACUUCCCAGAUAUCUUUAAAUUUCUUAUUCACAGCUGGGCUUUUUGUCUCAAGGAGUUUCCUUUAAUUUUCUUCUUCAACAUGCAAGUUUUGUUUUUCUGGGGGAAAAAAAGCAGCUUUAUUUUUAUGAGUAUGGAGAUGUUUUUUUGUUUUUUUUUCCACUGGUGAUUUGCACUCUUUCUGUUGGAUGUUGAUUCCAGUUGCUGGAAAUGCUUCUUUCAGGACUUUUAUGAAGAGAUCAGGUGCUAUUUUUGAAAAAAGAGGAGCUGGAUAAAUCUGGAUUUAGUAGCAUUUCUGCAGCAACAAUCAAUCAUUUUAUAUUUUGUUCUGUUUCCAAUUAAAAUUCAUAUUUCACAUUACAUCAAAAGUCAGCAUUGUCUAUCAAUAUCUAUAACUGCGGAUUCAUUUUCAAAUCCUGUUAUCAAUUAGCCAGUUAGAGGGUUUUCUCCUCUCCCUGAGGUGAGGGACUAAUUGAUAUGCAGCUUGGUCUGGUUUGGUUUCAGGCUGCAGCUAAUGAUUAUUUUCAUUAUCGAUUAAUCUGUCAGUUGUUUUCUCCAUUAAUCGAUUAGUUGUU
Molecule: messenger RNA, 8140 nt
Organism: Thunnus maccoyii (southern bluefin tuna)
Lineage: Eukaryota; Metazoa; Chordata; Actinopteri; Scombriformes; Scombridae
Product: collagen alpha-6(VI) chain-like
Exons: 38
Coding region: 470-7492 (2340 amino acids)
Molecular function (GO): serine-type endopeptidase inhibitor activity
Source: RefSeq, a predicted model, not a curated record